AUGGCACCAGUUCCUGCAGCCUUAGACUCCACCCCUUUCAUGGACAGUCUGCAUCGACCUCUACUCAUGCUAGCCGUCAUCCCUUUCGUCUAUAUUGGAUACAGAUUUUGCAGAACUAUUAUUGCAUUGACCAAAGCGAUUUUCAUCUAUGUGAUUGCUCCACUCUUCUACAAGCCGAACCUCAGUCAAUACGUGAAUCGAUGGACAGUGGUGACUGGAGGAACUGAUGGUAUUGGAAAAGCCUACGUAACAGAACUGGCAAAGAGAGGCUUGAGGAAAUUCGUACUUAUUGGACGAAAUCCAACUAAAUUGAGCGAUGUUAAAACGUUUUUAGAGCUGACAUAUGGAUGCCGUGUCAAGACGUACCUCUUUGACUUCAGCAAAGAUGACUUUGCUCCACUUCGAGAGUAUUUAUCAGAAAUUGACAUUGGAUUUGUCGUGAACAGUGUCGGUGUUGGACGGGAAAAUCUUGAGCGAUACGGUGAUAACCCAGAAGCAGAUCAACAAAUUCUCAGAGUCAAUGGCCUUGGAGCAGCCGAAUUCCUCUCGAUGGUUUUACCGCCAAUGGAAAGAUGUGGUGGAGGUCAAAUCGUCGUACUCUCUUCAUCACAAGGGAUUAAGCCAAUUCCACUUCUAGCUGCAUACUCUUCUGCGAAGUCAGUGCUAGUGUUCCUAAGCGAGGCUAUCGACCGGGAAUAUCGAACGAUUUCGGUGCAAUGCCUUACUCCAGCAUUGGUGGCCACGAAAAUGGUGUACUAUGAGAAAGGUUCAACGUUUGUGGUUACACCGGAGAACUUUGUCAAAGAAGCUGUCAAUACUAUUGGACUAACGAAAAAAACGAGCGGAUGCUUCAACCAUGAGAUACAAAUGCUGGUGUAUCACCUAUUCCCAUGGACGAUUCUGAAGUAUCUACUUAUGCCUAUCUACUACCAUCACCGUAAAAGGAUGGACAAGAUUCACGCUAAAGCCAAGCAUCAGCUGAUUGCUCGAUCUUCCGCUAAGGCCUAA
Haemonchus placei is the source of this 1008-nucleotide messenger RNA. Lineage: Eukaryota; Metazoa; Nematoda; Chromadorea; Rhabditida; Trichostrongylidae. The record is from the annotation of a GenBank genome assembly.